AUGAUUCCCGGAACUUCUCGCUUUUGGGCGACGCCAGAAGAUCAGAUACACCAUACCAUGGUAAUGGGCUGUUCAUUGUCAGGCCGGCUUACUGUUACAUUGCAUGUCUUAAGCGGGGCGCCGGGGAGUGCAGUGACCAUGAUGGGGCGCUCAAGAUGGGUCCACUACCUAUGAAGUGUUGUCAAGUCGUUGCAUGUGUCGGUAUCCAGACUCGAAUGUGUACUGUAACCGAUGACGGGCCUGGUUCACGAACUAUUCCGCUCAACCCCUCGGCAUCCUCCAAGCCCAAGGCUGUUUGCUGAAGUGGCCCUGUACUCGUCGUGCGGACUCGUGCUUGGCCUGCGCGCUGAAUUCGGCUCCGAAACAACUGAAGCCUGCCUGCCACUUUCGCCACUUGCCACUCUCCUGCCGCUGAGAGCACUUUCAUGUCAGGUAGACGGUAGUUCUGGGAUCUCUCAACUUUUAUCCCUUCUACUGUCCGUACUCCAUAUGCCCGGCGCUACCGUAGUCAGGCAUUGCUCAGGGGCGGGUCAGGAACCGGGAUGUCCUGUUGUCCCAUACUCACCGCGUACUCCGGACGGAACUGGCGUCGCUACGAGCAAUGACGACGAAGCUGCAGAUUGCCGGACAUGACGGCUGUUUCUUAGCGUGCAGGUGACACGUGUAGGGCCUGUUCCCUGUAGGGGCUGCAGAAAUUCAAAUGUGGGCAAGGGCGGGAGUAUCCGUAAAAUGGAGCGUCCUUCAUGGACCUGC
Messenger RNA from Parathielavia appendiculata, 753 nucleotides. RefSeq lists its product as uncharacterized. The coding region runs from base 232 to 633 and encodes 133 amino acids. The transcript has a single exon. NCBI's taxonomy places the organism in Eukaryota, Fungi, Ascomycota, Sordariomycetes, Sordariales, Chaetomiaceae. The record is from RefSeq and is a predicted model, not a curated record.